Messenger RNA from Alosa alosa (allis shad), 2432 nucleotides. RefSeq names its product galectin 8a (gene lgals8a). Gene Ontology annotation, molecular function: carbohydrate binding. Lineage: Eukaryota; Metazoa; Chordata; Actinopteri; Clupeiformes; Clupeidae. The record is from RefSeq and is a predicted model, not a curated record. Bases 134 to 1072 code for a protein of 312 amino acids. The transcript has 9 exons.
UUUGGGGCGGGUAGGCUAGCAGCUACCGAGAUCCAGGAAGUAGGGACAAACACAGAAGCGACUGUAAUAAAUAACACGGGACAGAGGCCUUCCUUUCCUAUCAACAGUGAAGAGUUUUCACUUAAUCGAAGAAAUGUCCGUGAAAAUCCCAAGACAAACGAUAUCGAAUCCGCCGAUUCCCUUCGCUGGGACCAUAUUAGACGGACUGGUUCCAGGAGAGAUGAUCCUCAUUCAAGGCAGCGUUCCUGUCGAUUCGGAGAGGUUUCAGGUAGACUUGACAUGUGGGAACAGCAUCAAACCACGGGCUGACGUGGCCUUCCAUUUCAACCCUCGUUUUAAGAAGACUUGCAUUGUCUGCAACACUCUGAAGCUGGAACGUUGGGGCAAGGAGGAGAUCCUGUACCAAAUGCCCUUCAAACUGGGCUCAGAGUUUGAAAUAAUAAUCCUUGUGCAGAUGGACUCAUACAAGGUGGCAGUAAAUGGCGCUCAUGUGCUUCAGUACAAACACAGGCUGGAUCUGAGCAAGGUGGACACCAUAAACAUCUCAGGAAAGGUCCACAUGAAGACCAUUGGCUUCAUCCGAAACUCUGAACCAGCUCCAGCUCAGGCUGUGGGAACAAACAAAGUCCCUCAAGCCAAUGGGACGUUUAUGCAUUCAGGUGACUUGAGCCUUCCAUUCAGAGGUACCAUAGAGAAAGGGGUUUGUCCAGGACUAACCAUCUUCAUAAAAGGCCAUAUAAACCCAUAUCCACACAGCUUCUCUGUUAAUCUGUGUGUGGGUGGCACCAAGGAUAUUGCGCUGCAUCUGAACCCUCGUCUAAAGUCUGCCACGUUCGUCCUUAACUCCUACCUGUCUGAGUGCUGGGGGAAGGAGGAGAAGAGCCUCUCCAACUUCCCUUUCACACCAAGGGAGUACUUUGAGAUGAUCAUUCUAUGUGAGGCUCAGGAGUUCAAAGUGGCUGUGAAUGGAGUUCACCAGCUCAGCUACAAGCACCGUGUCCAGGAUCUUGUCCGCGUGAACGCCCUGGAGAUCAUGGGAGACAUCCAGCUGCUGGAUGUCCAGGUGCGGUAAACAUCGCCAUCGUCCUGCACAACUUCACCGGAGCUGACCGGACCCUCAGAUAACUGACCGGAGCCAGAGGCCUCAUUCCUCAACCUCAUUCCAUCAUGUUGUAUCUCUGCAGCUUCAGAUACUUAGACCAAAGCCCAGGUUUCAUUUCUGUAGAAAGAACUAUUUUAUUACAGUUAAGCGCAAAAUUAUUCAUAUCUAUGUCAAAUUUUGAUUUAUACUUUGAUUAAUACUUUCUUCGGGCAUGUUUUUGCACAAUGACUCACAUUGUUUGUGUCAUGUGCAAAUGUAAUUUCCAUCGAAAAGAAGACGUUUUUGGUCAAAUUAAGGUUCACUAUAAAUCAACAUUUGGCAUGAGUACUAUGAAUAAUUUUGGGCUUAACUGUACAUGCCAUAUGACUUAGACUCCCACCGAUUUCCUCUCAGCGCCAUGCAUGUAAAGCUAUUUUGCUUAUAAAGGAGUCUUAUAGACAUCGCUUCUGCAUUUAAACAUGGCUAAAUGAAUGUACGCUAGACAGGAACAAAUGUUGCACUAUUUCUUAACCAAUGCUAACAUAGUUCAUAUAUUCUUGACUAUAGUCACUGUGACCACUAUUAAUCUAGGGGUUCUCUUGUCACUUGUGCUGAGAACAAUAAUCAAAAUAAACCUGAAAAGUGUUAAUUGAAGGAGAAGGAGAGGUAUGCUACCUCAGCAACUUGUCCCCAAGUCAAUGAACAAUUGGCCAACUUGGCAUGUUAAAGUUCUUUGUUGGGUCAACAUGAAGAAUGUUUUUAUUUUUGUUUGUUCAAUUGUGUCCAGUCUGCCGUGUCUGUGUAAGAAUUGAGACACAUAAAGUCAGCUGAACGCAUAUUAAACCUUUGGCUGAAUAACAAAAAUAACCUGGUUUACCUACGCCUUGGACCAUAAACAAACUCAUUGAGCAGUUCAUGUACACAUUGAUUUUCAUAGUCCAUUGGCUAUGUGAGGUUGUAAACAGAAGCACACGUGAAAGAGCAGAGCAUGUAAAAAGAAAAAAGGUCAGUGGAGCAGUGUUGGCUCAGAUACUGACUGGUCAAAGCGAGUCAUACCGGCACAUCAAGACAUCAGGGAGAUGGAACCCUUGGGCAGAGUCUCUAUGCAAGUGCACAUAAUCCACGUUUUUGUGUUUUAAUUGACAUGCACUGACCAAUUUAUUUUACCUGCAUGUCACGUUGUGUACCAUUAAAUCCCUCUCACUUUCCUCAGGAUUGGAUUCAUAUUAAUAUAUUGACUAAACUCGUUUUUCCUAAGCAAUAUUCAAGCUCUAUAUUUAUAUGAUAAUAUGUAUGGUAAAAUGAAGGCUUUUUGUGUACUAUGACCAUGAAUAAAUGACAAUUUCUUUAA